Echinops telfairi (small Madagascar hedgehog) is the source of this 1022-nucleotide messenger RNA. Its product is annotated as CD209 antigen-like protein C. The record is from RefSeq and is a predicted model, not a curated record. Lineage: Eukaryota; Metazoa; Chordata; Mammalia; Afrosoricida; Tenrecidae. The transcript is spliced from 8 exons. The coding region runs from base 42 to 776 and encodes 244 amino acids.
CAGUGAAAGGGUGGGCAGGGAGGAGCAGGGGAGAGCUGAACAUGAUGGAGAACGAAUACCUCAAUGAGCCAAGAAGCUCCGAGGUGACAUUCUGGGGCCAGAGACCCAUGGAGAAAGGCCCUGGAGCCUUACAGAUGCAUUGUCCCAGGAGCAUAGCAGGCUGUCUGGCCCGAGUCACCCUUCCUCUGCUGCUGCUUCUUGUCUCUCUGGGUCUGAUCUUUGUGCUCCUGGUGGCCACCCAGGUGCAAGUUUACAGGAUCCAUGAAGCCCUGCAGAGGGAGAAGGGGGACCACCCAGGGAAUGCCAGUCUAGCAGUUCAGGAGAUGCAGGGGAUCCUCCAACAGCUCACCUGGCUGAAUGCCUCCCUGGCUGGCUUGUGCCGACCCUGCGCCUGGAACUGGGAAGUCUUCCGCAACAAUUGCUACUUCCUCUCCCAGACGCCGACAACAUGGGACACUGCUGCCUCCAAUUGUCAGGGCCUAGGGGCCCAGCUCGUGAUCAUCGACAGUGCCGACGAGCAGGAUUUCCUGAAGUUCUGGAGUACUGGGAAAUAUGAACGUACCUGGAUCGGUCUCACCGACGUCCACAGUGAGGGCAAGUGGCACUGGGUGGACAACACCCCGCUUAAGACCAGCUUCUGGAUAAAGGGCGAGCCCAACAACAUUGGGGAAGAGGACUGUGUGGAACUGUUAAAGGGGGGCUGGAACGACAGCCCGUGCAACACCAACAACUUCUGGAUCUGUGAGAAGCCCUCGACCUCCUGCUGGAUCCCCUAAGCGCCCCUGCACCCCCAGCCCACAGAGCCCUGGGGACUUGGGCACCUUGUUGCCACCCAGCCCCACUCUCUAAUAGUUUCCCCUUUGCUCAGUUCCCAUCCUCCUCCGGAGACCCCCUUCUCCUCUGAGACCUGCUCCCCAACUUCUCCACUGGCGGGAGAUUCCUGGCUGCAGUGAAAACUCAGUUUCCCCACAGCCCCCCUUGACGUCUCUGUAAUAAAGUCACCCCUGGCAUUUUGAGUCCCA